AUGUCUUCCUUUUGCUCUUUUCUUUGGGGUGUUGCUAUCGGAUCUUCUGUAAUGUACUAAGUAUCUCCUAGAUAUUAUAAUCCCAUAAAAAAGAAUGUGAUUCUCCCAACUUAAUAAGAAUUUAAGAAGUAAGAAUUAGAUGGAUGGAGUAUCUGCGGUACAUUAGGUAAAGGAAUUAAAAAUUCAGUUGUAGAAAUGUGGAAAUAGUAAUAAUGA
Tetrahymena thermophila SB210 is the source of this 216-nucleotide messenger RNA. RefSeq lists its product as hypothetical. The record is from RefSeq and is a predicted model, not a curated record. The transcript has a single exon. NCBI's taxonomy places the organism in Eukaryota, Ciliophora, Oligohymenophorea, Hymenostomatida, Tetrahymenidae.